AUGUUGUCUGGCUGGGGAGCAGAUCUAACAGCAACAAAUCGAGGUAUUUGCAAGCUUCGUGCUUUUAUUGUCAAUAUUUCAAAAUCAGAAACGGUUUUAUAUAUACUUUUUGCUAUGAUUGAUCGAUGGUUAUCAUCAAGUCCUAAAGCAGAGUAUCGCCAGAUGAGCUCAUUGAAAAAUGCUUAUCGAGCUAUGCUUAUUAGUCUCAUUGUGUCUGCUAUAGUUUUUUCGCAUGUUAUCUAUUGCCAGGAACCAAAUCGUAUUAAUGCUCCACAAAAAUGCUAUGGUAUAACAAUAGCAUGUCAAUUCGCGACGGAUUUAUUAUUUAUGGCAUUUGUUAUUUUUCCUUUGCCUUGCAUGUUAGUUUUUGGUGUGAUGACCAUCUACAAUAUUCGUCAAUCAAGAAGUCGAGUUGCUCCUAAAGAUUCAUCAAUGAUAACAAACGCGGUGAAAAUCAACAGGAAUCAACAACGCCGAUUGGCCAAACAAGAUCAUAAUCUAUUAGUUAUGCUUCUCGUGCAAACUCUUGUUCUUUUCGUAUUAUCCAUCCCAUUAUGCUUUCAGAGGUUAUUCGCAACAAUAAUGGCUGAUAAACCAGCAUCUGUAUUACAAGUUGCUAUUAACAAUUUGGUCUUUAAUAUUGGUCAAUUACUUCAUUUCAUAGCGAAUGGAAUGCCGUUCUAUAUUUAUACACUGACUGGGGGAAGUACCUUUCGUAACGCUUUACUCAAACUCUUGGUCAAUAGAAGACAUUAG
Molecule: messenger RNA, 756 nt
Organism: Rotaria sp. Silwood2
Lineage: Eukaryota; Metazoa; Rotifera; Eurotatoria; Philodinida; Philodinidae
Source: the annotation of a GenBank genome assembly